AUGGCGGCGCCCGCGUCGUCCUUGUCUGUUUUAAAAUAUUUCCUUCAGUUAACUACAAGAGAUAUUUUUUCAUUAAAUCGUCGCCUCGAAAACAUUAACAGAGUACCUUUUAGGGGGUUUACCACCGAAGUAGCAAAAGCUACCAGUCUGCUCACUGUUACAGAUCAUCAUUCAGAAUCAUCUCGCUCAGUUGGACCAUUGGAACAUUAUGAAAAUCUAAUUCUAAAAGGAGAACUGAGAGAUGAUGAACAGCAGAGGAAGGUUUUACAGCAGCUUCAGAAGCUGCAGGAAGCCCUUAAAGGUUACAGCUGCAGUUCCACAGGCUUUUUAUCUAAGUUUCUGCAAAAAAAGAAGCCCCCAAAAGGAUUUUAUAUCUAUGGAGAUGUAGGUACAGGAAAAACCAUGGUAAUGGAUAUGUUUUUUUCCCAUGUGGAACUUGAAAGAAAACAGAGAGUGCAUUUCCAUGGCUUCAUGUUGGAUGUGCAUAAAAGAAUCCAUCGUCUUAAACAGAGUUUGCCAAAAAGAAAACAGGGAUUAAUGAACAAAUCUUAUGAUCCAAUAGCUCCAGUUGCAUCAGAAAUUAGUGAACAAGCAAGCUUGCUAUGCUUUGAUGAAUUUCAGGUCACAGAUAUUGCAGAUGCCAUGAUUUUGAAACAACUGUUUGAAAAUUUGUUUCAAAAUGGGGUGGUGGUUGUUGCAACUUCUAACAGACCUCCAGAAGACCUCUAUAAAAAUGGACUUCAGAGGGCCAACUUUGUACCAUUCAUCACAGUGUUGAAGGAAUACUGCACAACCAUGAAGCUGGAUUCCGGAAUUGACUACAGGAGGAGACAAUUACCAGCAGCAGGGAAACUCUACUACCUCACAAGUGAAGCUGAUGUGGAGGCUGUCAUGGAUAAGCUGUUUGAUGAGCUGGCUCAGAAACAAAAUGAUAUAACUCGGCCAAGGAUUCUGAAAGUGCAAGGCAGGAGGCUAAAGUUGAACAAGGCUUGCGGAACCAUUGCAGAUUGCACGUUUCAGGAACUGUGUGAAAGACCUUUAGGAGCAAGUGACUAUUUAGAGAUGUCUAAGUAUUUUGAUACAGUGUUCAUUCGCAACAUACCUCUAAUGACGUUGGCAAAGAAGACGGAAGCCAGGAGGUUUAUCACUCUCAUCGAUGCCUUCUAUGAGCACAAAGUUCGAGUUGUAUGUCUGGCUGAUUCAUCUUUGGACAAUAUAUUUGUUCAGGAACGGCAAGAAGAUAGCAGUGAGGCUCAUCGGAUUUUAAUGGAUGACCUUGGUUUAUCUCAGGAUUCAGCAAGUGGACUUUCAAUCUUUACUGGAGAAGAAGAAAUCUUUGCCUUUUACCGAACAAUUUCUCGCCUUACAGAAAUGCAGACAGAGCAAUACUGGAAUGAUGGGGACAGAAGUAAUAGAUAAUAGUCUGCUUUCUUACCUAGCAUGAAGUGGGAAACAAAGUAGAUAUAUAAAUUUGUGUUGCAAAAAAUAUAUGAGAGUUCUUCAAAAUACCUCCUUGCUUUUUUUGCUCCUUAGGCAAUUUUUGUGAGCAACAAGACUUUUGAUUAAUGUAACCAUUAGUGUGAUUGUUCAGUACCGCGUGCUUACCUUGUGGUCUGUAUGUGGAUCCCAAUGCCCCAGUGCAGUGAUUGGGAUACUUUGCUCGAAAAAUGGUGCUGGCCUUCGAAUGAGAUGUAAAACCAAGGUUCUGACUCUCUGUGGUCAUAAAAGAUUCUUGAGCAUCGUGUCCCUUAGUGUCUUGGCUAAGUAGCCCAUCAUGGCCUCCUCCAUUCUACAAACCGGAUUCCAAAAAAGUUGGGACACUAUACAAAUC
Molecule: messenger RNA, 1831 nt
Organism: Polypterus senegalus (gray bichir)
Lineage: Eukaryota; Metazoa; Chordata; Cladistia; Polypteriformes; Polypteridae
Gene: afg1lb
Product: AFG1 like ATPase b
Exons: 13
Coding region: 1-1419 (472 amino acids)
Cellular component (GO): mitochondrion; cytoplasm
Molecular function (GO): ATP hydrolysis activity; ATP binding
Source: RefSeq, a predicted model, not a curated record